AUUGAGAAGAACGAGCCCUCACUGAGCUGCUUCUCUUCAUCGAUGGCGGAAUCCGAGAGCGUUUUGGAUGCCAUCUUCGAAGACGAUGGUGACGCUGGAGAAACCCUAGAUGAUUAUGGUGAUGAUAAUGAUACAGAGAUGGUUGACGCUGCGCCUCUUGAAGCCGUCACCCCUCAAUUGCCCUCUUAUGGCGGCGAUGGUAGCGAUAAGGAUGUCUCUGGGGCUGGAAUCGGUGGGAAGAGCCAGAGGCGGAGGGCGAACAAGAAGAAGAACAAGAAGCGGAGGAAUAGCGGUUUGGCUCCUAACAUCACCGACAUCAAUCGGUUUGUUAUUGAUACAUGUAGGCGUUUGAAGGAGAAGAAAUCAUACUUGAUUUGGAAUGCUGUCGGAUGUUUGGGUGUAUCAGCUGUCAGUGAGCUUGUCAAAGAGGUAGAAGCAGUUCAGCGGUGUGGUGGUCAGAAAACUGCUGAUGGCAAGCGCUUUCGAAUGGGUGGUGGAAUUUUAUGGAAUAUUCUGAAAACACGUGAACCAAAGGUGUACAAAGAGAUAAUGGCAAAGGGAAAAGAGUUUGAGAAGCAAUUCAGGCAACCAAAGCAUGCGCAAAAGGUCGAAGAUAAGGAAGAAGGCAUUUCAGAGUGCAGGACACAGGCUCCCAUGGAUGGUGCAGGAGAAGUAUUGAAUGGUUCUGAGCCCAAACUGAAGGCACAAGAUAAACCCGAAGCAUCUAAGCCCUCCAAUGGACGCAUUUCGGCUCUGGAUAGAAUACGAGUUCCCAUUGUUUAUGAUGAUUUACUUGAAGAGGGUGAGAUACAGGAGUAGGCCGAAUAUUUUUCAGAACUCUCUAUUUUCGGGCUACUUGAGAUCUUUUUGUAGCAGAGAAUUUUCCCAGAGGAUCAAUAGAUUAUGUAGGAAACUUCAUGAGCUGAUAUUUAUUGAGUUGCAUUACUGAAUUAAUGUUUCAUCAGCUCAUGAUAAUGGAUUUUCUUGAAGUCAUUGCUGCUAGUCUUGAUAAUUUUGUUUGCCUGUUAAGACUUGCUUGGCUGUGACCCUGAAUUUCCUUUUGCAAUAAGUUGAACUUGUUAGCAACCAGUAGCUAAGUGAAAUAAACAGUGGUUUUUUUGCUUGGAUUCCCUGAAAUUUUGGCUCA
Messenger RNA from Dioscorea cayenensis subsp. rotundata (Guinea yam), 1147 nucleotides. RefSeq lists its product as uncharacterized. Lineage: Eukaryota; Viridiplantae; Streptophyta; Magnoliopsida; Dioscoreales; Dioscoreaceae. The transcript is spliced from 4 exons. Gene Ontology annotation, biological process: snRNA export from nucleus. The record is from RefSeq and is a predicted model, not a curated record. Bases 43 to 819 code for a protein of 258 amino acids.